ACGGAGUUUGACAUUUGAUUCGGAGUUUGCGUCCGACCGUCGAAAACGAAAACCAAAAUCAUUCAUUUUCGGGUUCUCAGGAAAGCCAAUCGCGUAAUUGGAAUCGUUCCAACAUUUGUUUACGUUUGCUGCUAUUAAUCAGCACUUCGGCUUAGCCGGAUAUUCCUUUGUUCUCGCCUGUGUUUUACUUUCGUGUACUCGAGUGAUUCUUUGCAUGAAUAUACGUUUUGAUUGUUAAUAAUGGGCUCUCUGCAAGCUGAAAGUGAAGAAAAGCAAGAGAUGGACGACAGCGGCUGCAUACAGGACGAAACGCCACCCUCAAAGCGUUAUCCCAACGGGGUCCAGGAGGUCCAACUCCUGGACCUGUCAGAUGAUGUCCUACUGAUGAUACUGCAGUACCUCACGCCGAGAGACCUCAAGGCGCUCGGAUACACCGGCCCCCGCCUAGGAGCGCUCAUACUGGACCGGUCUCUCUGGCAGACCGUGGACGGGCGCGGGCAGCCGUGGGGCCGCGCCCGUCUGCGCUGGUACCUGGCGCGCGCGCUGCACGCCGGCACGCGCGAGCUGCUGGUCAGCGGCUACGCGAGGGAGGCGAGAGAAUGCCUCGGCCACGUCAACCAGACAAGAGAGGAGAUAGAGGCAGCGAAAGAGAGGGGAGUUGAUAAGGACAACGGGAAGGAAGAGGACAACAAUAAUCAGCCCGACGACCGGAGAGAUACAUUUGCAGCACAGCGGGUCAUAGAGGUCCCGUCGUUAGGUCCCAACGCGCAGCUGUACAUAGACGACGAGAGAUCAGAUUCGCCAGAAGCGUUCGCCUGGCCGCGUCCAUCGGACCCAAUAAUCUCGGAUAGCACGUGCCCGGGACCUCAGUUCACUCUGGCACCGUCCACGUUCAGGCAGCUGACCGACACGUGCCCGACGCUCACAUCCCUCGCGCUAGAGUACUGCAACAUCAACUGUAACUGUACUAGCAUCAGCAUGUUUCCACCCACCCUCAAGAAGCUGUCACUACGCGGCUCCAAGUGUUUCAACCUGCCCCUGGAUCGAUCCUUCUUAUUUAAGAUACAGGAUUCGCUGCCCGAUUUGGAAUCGUUGGACGUGAGCGAAUGUGAGUGGAUGGAGCCAGCCACAUUACUGCCCCUGAGCAAGCUUCCCAUACUGAAACACCUUUACGCUCGGGAUUGCCUGCGGCUGACCGAGUUCGUGGCGUACGCCUCCCUAGCGACUAGAUACGGGUUCACUAAACUACAGUCUUUGGACCUUCGCGGGUCUCCAGUUGGCGACUCGGAGGUCUCGGCGCUAGGGUGGCUCGCCACGCUGAGCCGGCUGUGGCUGUCCCCCGCGCGGGCCGCGCCCCCCCCCCCGCAGCACUCGCACCACAAGCGGGACUGCCUGCCCGCCGCGCCCACCAGCCCCCGCGACCAGUGGGAGGAGCAGGUGUGUGUGUCUCUCACUCCCCCCCCCCCCCCGCAGCACUCGCACCACAAGCGGGACUGCCUGCCCGCCGCGCCCACCAGCCCCCGCGACCAGUGGGAGGAGCAGCACUCGCACCACAAGCGGGACUGCCUGCCCGCCGCGCCCACCAGCCCCCGCGACCAGUGGGAGGAGCAGGUGUGUGUGUCUCUCACUCCCCCCCCCCCCCCGCAGCACUCGCACCACAAGCGGGACUGCCUGCCCGCCGCGCCCACCAGCCCCCGCGACCAGUGGGAGGAGCAGGUGUGUGUGACUCUCUCACUCCCCCCCCCCCCCCCGCAGCACUCGCACCACAAGCGGGACUGCCUGCCCGCCGCGCCCACCAGCCCCCGCGACCAGUGGGAGGAGCAGGUGUGUGUGACUCUCUCACUCCCCCCCCCCCCCCCGCAGCACUCGCACCACAAGCGGGACUGCCUGCCCGCCGCGCCCACCAGCCCCCGCGACCAGUGGGAGGAGCAGCACUCGCACCACAAGCGGGACUGCCUGCCCGCCGCGCCCACCAGCCCCCGCGACCAGUGGGAGGAGCAGGUGUGUGUGUCUCUCACUCCCCCCCCCCCCCGCAGCACUCGCACCACAAGCGGGACUGCCUGCCCGCCGCGCCCACCAGCCCCCGCGACCAGUGGGAGGAGCAGGUGUGUGUGUCUCUCUCACUCCCCCCCCCCGCAGCACUCGCACCACAAGCGGGACUGCCUGCCCGCCGCGCCCACCAGCCCCCGCGACCAGUGGGAGGAGCAGCACUCGCACCACAAGCGGGACUGCCUGCCCGCCGCGCCCACCAGCCCCCGCGACCAGUGGGAGGAGCAGCACUCGCACCACAAGCGGGACUGCCUGCCCGCCGCGCCCACCAGCCCCCGCGACCAGUGGGAGGAGCAGCACUCGCACCACAAGCGGGACUGCCUGCCCGCCGCGCCCACCAGCCCCCGCGACCAGUGGGAGGAGCAGGUGUGUGUGUCUCUCUCACUCCCCCCCCCCCGCAGCACUCGCACCACAAGCGGUACUGCCUGCCCGCCGCGCCCACCAGCCCCCGCGACCAGUGGGAGGAGCAGGUGUGUGUGUCUCUCUCACUCCCCCCCCCCCCCGCAGCACUCGCACCACAAGCGGGACUGCCUGCCCGCCGCGCCCACCAGCCCCCGCGACCAGUGGGAGGAGCAGCACUCGCACCACAAGCGGUACUGCCUGCCCGCCGCGCCCACCAGCCCCCGCGACCAGUGGGAGGAGCAGGUGUGUGUGUCUCUCUCACUCCCCCCCCCCCCGCAGCACUCGCACCACAAGCGGGACUGCCUGCCCGCCGCGCCCACCAGCCCCCGCGACCAGUGGGAGGAGCAGCACUCGCACCACAAGCGGGACUGCCUGCCCGCCGCGCCCACCAGCCCCCGCGACCAGUGGGAGGAGCAGGUGUGUGUGACUCUCUCACUCCCCCCCCCCCCCCCGCAGCACUCGCACCACAAGCGGGACUGCCUGCCCGCCGCGCCCACCAGCCCCCGCGACCAGUGGGAGGAGCAGCACUCGCACCACAAGCGGGACUGCCUGCCCGCCGCGCCCACCAGCCCCCGCGACCAGUGGGAGGAGCAGGUGUGUGUGUCUCUCUCACUCCCCCCCCCGCAGCACUCGCACCACAAGCGGGACUGCCUGCCCGCCGCGCCCACCAGCCCCCGCGACCAGUGGGAGGAGCAGGAACCAGAGUACUACAAGAUAAAGGAACCUGACUAUGACGAUACGAAUACUCCUGAAAAGUGUUCGGAAGAGACCAAUCAUACUUGGCAGGCCAAACUUAACGGAACGUCUUCGGAUUUCAGUAGCUCAUUACCAACAGUCCUCAGCUCUCCAACUAUGAUCAUCAACGCAUCACCACUUCGUCCAGGAUCGACCCCAAGGUCCAACCCUCCAAGACCCCCAACAGGGUCAAAUUCCCGCCACGGGACCUCCAAUGACACCCCAACGAUAAUCGCAUCUCCAAUACGAUCAAAUGAACCAACCUCAAACUCAUCGUCAAGUCCAACUAUGAUUAUACACGCGACACCAACACGACCAGGCUCUUCCGACGAUCAAAGAUCAACAAUAUCCUGUCUAUCUAUGUCCCCUAAUAUAUCGAUAACUCCUCGACCAAAUCUCAGUCCACCAAAAACGUGUUGCAAUAUCAUUACUCCGUCUAGCGUAUUAAAAUCAAGAUCUAAUUCGACACCUGGACCUUCGAAAGCACAGAAACGGAAGACACGCUCGCCAAGCCCUGGGCCUUCGAAGCGGAAACGUGACGAUAGCUCAAGUUCUGAUGAUGAUGAUGUUCCACUGAAGUGCCUCAUUAAGCCUAAUGUCAACGAAGGGGCUAGUACUUCGAAGGAACCGGAAGAAGAGAAGGAAGAUGAGACAGAAGAUGCAGAAGAGAAUGGGCAAGAGGAUGAAGACGCCCAACCCCGCCACCACGUUCUAUACGUAAACGUGGGCCAACGCCUCCACGCCGUCUAUCGUCUGUCUCUAGACAACGAACACGUAGUCUCUUUCAACAGAAACGCCAACUUAAACCACUACGCAAGAAACAUAUUUCUAUCACCGCCCGGCUCACAUUUAGACGCGUCAUCACUCGUCACUGACUCCGCUAUUAGGAGAUUUGGGAGAGCUGAUGGGGAAGAUAUUAAUUACGUUCACAUAGGCCCUAAUGGACCUUAUCCAGGCGCUCAAGUACCCGGUGCUAGACCUGAUAGGUCUUCUCUUACGCACCUAAGCGUUACUGGAUUCAGGACUAUUACAGACAGGAGUCUAGAUCACCUAGCGACGUCAGCGCCAUUGCUACGGUUUCUAGAUUUGUCUGAAACUAAUGUAACUGAUGCUGGUGUAGCGGCUUUUAGAAGUUUAAGGCCUGAUUGUGAGGUGAUUUAUAGUAAGUAUGUGAAGAAAGAUUGAAUCUAGUAUUAGCUGGU
This is a messenger RNA of Cydia amplana, 4388 nucleotides long. RefSeq names its product serine/arginine repetitive matrix protein 1-like. The transcript has 20 exons. Lineage: Eukaryota; Metazoa; Arthropoda; Insecta; Lepidoptera; Tortricidae. Gene Ontology annotation, molecular function: protein binding. The record is from RefSeq and is a predicted model, not a curated record. The coding region runs from base 241 to 4371 and encodes 1376 amino acids.